AUGCCGGGUGGGCGGCGUGUCUCGUUCUACGGGCACGUGCACCCCCACCGAGGUCGAUGCCGGGUGACCGUUGUGUCGUUCUGCGGCGCGUAUACCGAAGACUGGGCGAUGUUGGUCGACCGGGCGUAUAAGCUCCAAGAGGCCACAGAAGGUCUAGAAGACGCGUACAGUGCAGGAAGCACUGCGUGCGUGUUCUUGCCCCCCGGCAGCAGCCUGUUUGGCUUGCAUGCACCGAAUACCGAAGAUGAAGAUGCAAAAAAACGCAACGAAUGUUGGUGUUUUGCGCUGUAUGGCGCAUUGCAAGAAUUCGGCUGCCGGUGGUUUGCAGAAUGGUGCAAACAGAUGCUCAAGGCGGUCGAGAACGGCCAUACCCUGGUGGUUGUCUUUAAGGCAUCCCAGAAAGGCGAAGGCAUGGACGUGGAAUGGCCACCGCGGAUUGCCUGCACGGCUGCAAACAGAGGCCUGCCCGGUCUCGGGGUGUCCCAAAGGGGUGAAGUUGCCUACAUGAAGAAGUUAGGCAGUAAGUUAGGCUUCACCCUGGAGAUGGAGGACAUCCACGAGUUCCGGCAGAGGUUCCUAGGGGAACUGAAGGCGGAGCAAAGCGUGCGGGCAGAGCGAGGUGAGGCGGAGCAAGACGAGCUGAACCUUCAGGUGGAACAGCUGGAGCUAGAGCUGCAGCUGAAAGACCUGAAGGUCACGGAGGAGAAGGAGAAGGCUGAAGAAAAGCUGAAGAAAGUAAAGG
Molecule: messenger RNA, 742 nt
Organism: Durusdinium trenchii
Lineage: Eukaryota; Dinophyceae; Suessiales; Symbiodiniaceae
Source: the annotation of a GenBank genome assembly